This is a messenger RNA of Drosophila kikkawai, 1424 nucleotides long. Lineage: Eukaryota; Metazoa; Arthropoda; Insecta; Diptera; Drosophilidae. The record is from RefSeq and is a predicted model, not a curated record.
AUGGCAAAACCUGCCGAAACCAUCGAGGAACGUGUGAUCAACGAGGAAUACAAGAUUUGGAAGAAGAACACGCCCUAUCUCUACGACCUGAUCAUGACGCACGUCCUGGACUGGCCCUCGCUGACCGCUCAGUGGCUGCCGGAUGUGGUCAAGCAGGAUAAUUCGAAAUACUCAGUGCAUCGCCUUAUCCUGGGCACACAUGCAUUCGAAGAACAAAAUCAUCUGCUUAUCGUCAGCUUGCAGCUGCCCAAUGAGGAGGCCUCAUUCGCUGAAUUGAACUACGACGACAAGAACGGCCAGAUCGGCGGUUUUGGAUCUAUGUUUGCCAAGAUGGAAGUCGAAAUCGCGAUUUACCAAGAAGGGGAGGUGAACCGCGCACGCUACAUGCCUCAGAAUACUUGUGUGAUUGCCACCAAGUCGCCGCUCAGCGAUGUCUUGGUGUUUGACUAUUCGAAGCAUCCCAGCAAGCCGGAGCCAUCUAAAGAAUGCAAGCCAGAGUUGCGACUGCGCGGCCACAAGAAGGAAGGCUUCGGUCUCUCCUGGAAUCCCCAAUGCAGUGGUCACUUGCUUUCCGCUUCCGAAGACCAAACCAUAUGUUUAUGGGACAUCAAUGCCACGUCCAAAGAAAACCAGGUCAUUGAUGCCAUGAACAUCUUCACCGGGCACACAGCUGCCGUCGAGGAUGUGGCCUGGCAUGAGUUUCACGAGUCGCUCUUUGGCUCGGUGAGCAGCGAUCGCAAACUUGUGAUUUGGGAUACCCGCAAAGGAGACACUUCAAAACCAUGUUUCACCGUGGAUGCCCACACGGCUGAGGUGAACUGCUUGAGCUUCAAUCCCUAUUCGCAGUUCACACUGGUGUCCGGUUCCGCCGACAAGACAGUUGCACUUUGGGACUUGCGCAAUCUAAAGCAACGACUGCAUUCCUUUGAGUCCCAUAAAGGCGAAAUAUACCAGGUGCAGUGGUCACCGCACAAUGAGACUAUAUUCGCCUCCUCUGGCAGUGACCGACGUCUGCAUGUCUGGGAUCUGUCCAAAAUUGGUGAGCAGCAGGAUGCACAGGAUGCCGAAGACGGGCCGCCCGAACUGCUCUUUAUUCACGCCGGUCAUACGGCCAAGAUAAGUGACUUUGCUUGGAAUAACAGUGAACCUUGGAUUAUCUCUUCGGUGGCCGAGGAUAAUAUUCUGCAAGUUUGGCAGAUGUCUGAAUGUAUCUACAACGACAAUGAAUCUGACAAAGAUGAGUAAAGUAUUCAUUUCCGAAGCCAUAACUACAUGUAUUCUAAUAGAAGAUGAAGAUAUAUUGAUUAGAUUCUAAAUUUAAGCUCUGAAGAUGAAGUAUCAUUACCUCAUAAAUAAGGAUAAAUAUGGUUAUUCAUUUCGUAAUCCUAUGAUUUAAAAAACGAAAGUAUUCAAAGAAUUUUAAA